This is a messenger RNA of Dentiscutata erythropus, 1335 nucleotides long. The record is from the annotation of a GenBank genome assembly. Lineage: Eukaryota; Fungi; Glomeromycota; Glomeromycetes; Diversisporales; Gigasporaceae.
AUGAUUAUAUAUGUACUUAAGAUUUCUAGAAUUGUUGGUCUUAUACCAGAUCGAGCAGGGCAUGUAGCAGUAAUAGUUGAAAAUAAACUCGUUUUUAUAGGAGGUUCUCAUUUUAUUUUGCCUACGAAUCCAAUUCGAAGCCCAAUUAGAUUAUAUGACUUGUCGGAUGAAGUUUUUUACCUGGAUCUCUCGUCCCAAUUCUACACUAGUAGCCCUCCAUAUAUUGACCUUUCUAAUACUUCUGCACGAAUGAAAUUCGGAAGCGAGAAAGGUACGGCAGUACUUGGAGAAGCUAGUGGUAAUAAAGUGUAUCUCAUUGGAGGAAUGCAGCAAAAUCUCACACGGCUUAGUGAAGUGGACAAUAAUAUAACCAUAACUUUAAACCAAACGUUAAUGAUAGAAGAAAUAAGUAAAACAUAUAACAUGACAGAUCAAUUCGUUUUCUUUUACACACUAUUUGGAAAAUCUUGGUCAUAUCCUUUGAACUACAAAGGAACGUCACCAACUAGACGUAGAUCAACCUCAACGGUUAUAGAUCAGAAUGGAAUAAUAUAUAUAUUUGGAGGAAGAGUCCAAGUAGACACAGGGUCACCUACAUUCGUCUGCUACAAUGAUUUAUAUACCCUUGAUACAGUAUUGUUAUCAUGGAAUAAGAUUAACGCAGUAAAUGCUCCUUCACCUCGAAGUCAUGCUGCCCCAGUACUUCUUCCAAAUGGUAAGAUUCUAUACAUUGGUGGCGUCUCUCAGACUGAACCUGGCGUGGAUGCGGACUUAAUAGAUAUGAAUGAGAUCCCAAUAUUUGAUACAAUUUCUUCGACUUGGUCAUAUAAGUAUGCAAAUCAGUCUAUUCGUAUUCAACCUCGAUUAGGACAUACAGCAACUUUGACACCAGACAAUAAUGAAAUUUUAAUAAUAGGCGGAAAUACAAAUUAUCAUUACAACUUUACCAUUACUUUUCCAAUUUUUGUGUCGUUAAAUAUCACAAAAGAGCCUUACGAAUAUUCCGAGCUAGUUACUUCUGGUGAAAAACCACCGCCAAUAGCAUUUCAUACUGCUAAUUUAUAUCAGAAUUAUCUUUUCAUUGCUUUUGAUAUUAAAUGCAAAACAUGGGCUACUACUUUUACACCUGGUAUAUCAAUUUGUAGCAAUGAAUCGAGUAACGGAUCGAGAAGUGGAUCGAGUAGUGGAUCAAGUAGUGGAUCGAACAUUAAUAUUGUUAUUCUUGUUGGUGUUGGUGGGUUUGCUCUAUUCUGUUUCUUCAUUGGUUUAGCUUGUUAUUUAUGGAUAAAAAACAAAGAUAUUCCAAGGCUAGACGGACGUGAACAACCUAAGUGA